GGGGCUGAGCUGAUCCCACGUGUGACGCUUUCAUUCCCGGCUCAGUAAUAUUCUCAUAGCGGGGCUUUGCAUAUCUCCUGCCGUAUCUGUGUGUGUCUGUCACUGUUACUGUAGUCCCAGCCUAUAGUUUGGAAUAGAUAUGGAAGGAGACGGGAGUCAAGCCACAUCCGGAAGCCUAAAUGAUUCACAACAUGACCCGGGUAAAAUGUUUAUCGGUGGCCUCAGCUGGCAAACCUCACCAGACAGCCUUAGAGACUAUUUUAGUAAAUUCGGAGAAAUAAGAGAAUGUAUGGUGAUGAGAGACCCCACGACAAAACGCUCAAGAGGAUUUGGGUUUGUUACGUUUACAGAUGCUGCCAGUGUAGAUAAAGUCUUAGCUCAACAGCACCAUGAAUUAGACUCAAAGACGAUUGAUCCUAAGGUUGCCUUUCCCCGUCGCGCCCAGCCUAAGAUGGUCACAAGAACAAAGAAAAUAUUUGUGGGUGGCUUGUCAGCCAAUACAGUAGUGGAAGAUGUGAAGCAGUAUUUUGAACAGUUUGGGAAGGUUGAUGAUGCCAUGCUUAUGUUUGAUAAGACUACUAACAGACAUAGAGGAUUUGGUUUCAUAACUUUUGAGAGUGAAGACAUCGUAGAGAAAGUCUGUGAAAUUCAUUUUCAUGAAAUCAAUAACAAAAUGGUAGAAUGUAAGAAGGCCCAGCCCAAGGAGGUGAUGUUCCCACCAGGUACACGAGGGCGAGCCAGGGGUCUGCCCUACACCAUGGAUGCCUUCAUGCUGGGGAUGGGCAUGCUGAGUUACCCUAAUAUUGUGGCAACAUAUGGCCGCGGAUACACUGGAUUCGCACCCAGCUACAGCUACCAGUUCCCUGGCUUCCCAGCGACAGCAUAUGGACCGGUGGCGGCAGCGGCAGUAGCAGCAGCGCGUGGCUCAGGUAGGGGGGCCCGUGGAAGAGGCGGCUACUUGGCGUACCCACAGAGCACAGGGCCAGGCCUCCCCGAUUAUGGGUUUUACUCUGCGCCCAGUGACCAGAGGGGGGGGCCCUGCUCCUUUGCUGACUAUGGCUCCCUGGGGCCCCAAGCGGCUCAGAUGCUGCACAGUGAGCAUGCCACCUCCGCCUGCAACUCCCCCCUACAGCACCUACACAGCCCGGAUCAAUUUAAGAACCCAGGCACCAACCCGUCAAGGCCCGGAGGUUUCCCUGGUGCUAACAGUCCAGGGCCUGUGGCUGACCUGUAUGGACCUAGCAGCCAGGAUUCAGCUGUGGGCAACUACAUCAGUGCUGCUAGCCCUCAGCCUGGCUCUGGGUUUGGCCCCAGCAUCACAGGCCCGUUGAUUGCGACAGCUUUUACAAAUGGAUACCAUUGAACAGGUGGCCGGUUGCCAUCUCAUCAGAGCAGAGUAUAUCUGGUGGCCCAGGAAAGACAGGACGAAGUUUCUAAUUGGCUUUGUGUGCAGGUGAUGCUAAUCCAACUUCAAGCACUACAGCGUCACCCAGGCAAAAUGAACGAAAGUCGGAACCAUAUGAAGAAGAAAAGAAAACGUUAGUCAUCUCAGAAAAAUAACAACUGCUGUACUAUAAUCCAAACCUCCUAUAACUUUACAACCUGGUUUGGUAUGAUGUUUCACGUCGAGUUCAUUCACCUAUUUCUUUCCUCUGUUUUUGUUUUGAUUAGUUUUUAGCGAGUCAUUUUAGUUGAAUCUUAAUUUUGUGUCAUUUAAAUCUUUUUUUUCUCUCUCUCUUCUAGUAUUGUUGUGUAAAUGGAUUUUUUUUUCCCGUUUGAAGUAUGGGGGAAGGGGAGGGAGGGGGUUGAUAGCCAAGAAUAUCUGCAAGUCAUGUCUUCAUCUUUGUUAGUGUAAAGGAUUAAAAAAGGUCGGGAUGUUCCAUUUCAGUCUUUCCUGCCAAAAAAAAAGAAGCUCAAAGUGGGAAGACUUGGAGAAAAAAAAAAUCAAUUUUAAGGAAAAAUUUAAAGAAGGUAUCUAAGUAAUAAAUCUUAGUAGCUGUUUUAUUUCUUGUGAUGUCUCAUUGUUAACCAUAAUUACCUAUUUUUGGGCAAUACAAAGAGGACUCCAAUAUUUUUAUGGUCCUUUUUUAUAAGUGUUGUUUUUGUUGUUUAGAAAUAUAUAUAUAUGCUAUAACAAAUUUCAUAUAACUACAUUGUGAAUUCAAACUUGAGAAAAAGAAAUGUAGCUGUACAUAUUAUUCCAGUCACUGCAUAUAACCAACUCAGUGAGAGAAUAGCAUAUUUUUGUGAUGGUGUGUCAAAAGAACAUGUUAUAGCGUGUGAAUAGAAGAAAAAGCUGUAAACAGUUAUUAUUCUACUUUUUCUGCUGGAAGACGGUAUAACAAACCCCACAGACAAACAGAACACACUUGCUCUGUAAAUACUGAAGCUGAAUAAUUUUACAAGUGUCAUACCAGCAAAUUUACAACCAGUGAUUAAGUCAACACAGUUUUGAGAAGUAAUAAUAAUAAUAAUGGGGAAAAAAAAUAAAAAGAGCCUGAUUGGUAUCUUUUUUGUCUAACUGUUCAAGAUAUCCGUAUCAUUUCAAAGAGAAAGAGGAAGAAGAAAAAAAAGAUGAUUUAAUCCAAAGCACACUGUACUUAGAUGUGAAGAUUAGAACUUGAACCAGGCAUUUUCCAGUGCUCUGUGCAUCCUGACACUUUUAUACUCUUGAGAGGAACUUGUUAGCUGUACGUUAAUGUUUGUUUCAUCCUGUUUGUUCCUGAUUCAUUUCUUUUCGGAACACGAUACCUGGGCUCCGUGCUUGAGCCUUUUAUGUACUGCUUGUUCUCUGAAUCAGUUCUUUUUUGAAUGAAUUAGGAAAGUAAACAUUUUGAUACCAUACCUCAGCCUUUGUGAGCUCUAUUGGGGAAUCAUUGGCAGGUUUUAAUUUAUUCUAGUGGCAAAAACAAAUGAAAACACUGAAAGGUAAUUAAGCAAGUAAUCAUUGCACUGUGAGUAGUAAAGUACAGGCCAUUUUUUCCUAUUUGCACAUGUAUAUGUUGGCUUUUUAAAAACGGCCCUGUGCUUUGGGAUAGUAUGAAGGAUUUUGGGGGUUAAUGUAUUCUCGACUAGACAAACACUUCAGUGCUUUGAGGUGAAUUGACGGAUUGGGAAAUAGUAACUGAUACGUUGCAGUGUACACUUGGAUUUCUUUAUAUAUUUAGACCCAUCUGAGGAUAUUUAUACAGGGUCAAAAGAUGACACUGAAUUAUUCACUAUCUGUCGCUGCACCGAGUUUUACACAGUAUGUGUGAUUAAUGGUUUUCCUCAUGACAACGAUUUAAUAAUAAUAAUGAUAAUAAUAUGCUCCAGAGUGCAGUCUGGGUUUUAAAGUCAUCGAUGCCGCUGCAGAUGUUUUUUUGUUGUUGUUUUCAUUUUACCCACUUGUUGUCUGAUUUCUUUUUUUUUCUUUGAAUACAACCAGGUAAAGAAAUAUGCUGGAUACUUCUAAAGUAAAAAUGGCAUGGAGGUGUGAUCAAGUAAUAAUUUAAAGAGUAAAGAGAAAAAAAAAACCCUUGUACUGUUCAAAUGUAAAAGAAAAUACAAAACUAUAAAAAAAAGAAAGAUGCUUCUUUGCUGAUUUCAAGUUUAAUCAGAGUUUUAUUGAUACUUUGUGGUUUAUAUAUUAAUAAUUGUAAUAUACUAUUAAAAUGUACUGUGCAUCCAUUACUUUCUCUCUUUCCAUUCCCCAUCCUCAGAGAUCCUACUAUCUUUUGUUGAUCAUUCAUGUAUUUCAUUAGUGUGUAAAGAAAUCACAGUUAACUUGUAAACAGAGUGCUGUCUUUGAUACCAGUGUAGUGCUCUUUGUUGUUCUCCCUUUGCUCUACCUCUCCUUUCUCUCAUAUUUACCCCUCUCCCUCUCGCGCUCUUUUUCUAUCUCCUGUAAUUACAACGUAGAUGUUAUAUAGGACUCAUUAAUAUAAUACUUGUAGUGAAUAGUGGAUUUAGGACCAGUCAAGAUAGACCUUUCUCUCAAUGAUCAUGUUACUCUGAUAUUUGCAGACAAUUAUUUUGUUAGAGGUUCACUGUAAUUUAUUCCCUGUAUGUUUUAUUUUUAUUUUUUUGGUUCGGUUUUGCCACUCUCACAUGGUUUCAGCUAACCAAAGCUCUCAUGGAUGAACAAUGGAGAAAUAGUUGCUGUAAGAUGGAAUUGUAAACAAGGCAUUAUUUGGAUCCCCACCCUUGAAUGUUUUUAAAGGGGUGUGCCAUACUACCUUAAAUGCUAACGCUAGAUAUGCAAAACUUUUAUUUUGGAUUAUUUUUUAAGAGGGACACAAGCUCAAAUCAUGGAGAGGAAAAAAAAAAACAAGAUUUUAUGUAAAAAAAAAAAAAAAUUCAUAUUUUUUUAAGAAGCAUACCAGUGAUUUUACCACAGUAGUCAUAAUAUCAGUCACAGAGCUGCUGGAAGAAUCUCUUCUAUCUUUUAAUGUUUGUACACUUAGGAAAUAUCCCGUCCGCCUCUGGCUUGAUUAUUUUUAGUUAAUACUCUUUCUGAUCUCCCAUUUUUCUCUCAGAGCUGCUAAUGAUUAAAAAAAGAUUUUAAUCUUAGAUUGUGGGGAACUACUUUUUUCUUUUUUUUGCUAUAAUCUCUUAUCAAUGUCGCUCACACCACAGAGGCAUUACUGCACAAAGACUGCGGUUAAAGGAAUAUUAGCAGGUGUUAACGGAUGCCAAGUGUGUCCAGGCUGAUUAAUAGAUGGUUAAAUUCACAUCCUGAGCUGGACCCUGAAGCUGUGGCUUGAAAAGAUUCUAUUAAAACCUGAAUUUAAAUGCCUCCAAAUCCCAUGUCCGAGGCUGAACACAAUUCAGCUGUUUCGAGUGAAAACAAACCUAUUAGGAAGCCAGUUUUCAGUGUAAUUUCAAUUACAAGUAAUCUGUUUUUAUAUCAGUUAUUUAAUUCACUUCACCUCAUUGGAUCUUCAAAUUGAGUACUGUUAGCAUUACAUUACUGUUAAUAAAUGAGCAUUAGUGUAAUUAUUCGUCUCAACCAGUACAGUCUGUCAGAAUCCAUACAGCAUGCGGAGCACAUGGCAGCUUUGUCAGUGAUACACUAAAUAUUCUGAAGUGAAUCCAGUGAGCUGACAGGACAUUGUGCUACUGAAAAACAGGCAAGAAUGAGUAAUUGCAAAUGCGGAUAUCCGUAUGUUUAGCAAAUCAAAUAAUACUUGAACACAUUGAACAAUACAAGAGAAAUACAGUAUUUAAAGUCUAUGAAAAACAUGAAUUAAUAAUAUAGUAUUAAGUCUUUGCUCCCCACAUUUAUACAUUUUAGUGUAGGAAGUAGCUCAACAAUAAAUGUAACACAAAUCACUCAUUUAAGUGUACUUUAAUUUUUAUUCCGGCGGGAUUAAAGAAAGUGUUCCUCCUGUUCAUUUGCAGCGUUAUUCCUUGAAUUUAACUGACGAUAUUUUCUAUUGAAUACCAAACUCUGACACAAACUGAUACAAGAAGCUCAUUAGGAGCUGUAGUCAAUUCCAAUUUAGUUGCCCUUUCAUCUAAAAAACAUGCAACAGUGCAACAAGAAUAAAAUAUAUUGUUUGGCUUUUUGUUAGAUUAUAAUUAACCAUUUUUCAGAAAAAAAAAAACAAACGAAGAAGAUGCUUGAAAUGAAACCAUUUUCCCUCACACAGUAUAAAGAAUUGAUUCCUGUAUUGUUUUGUGAUCCUGUAGCUUGGACUUUAAGGUAGCAUGGCUCUGUUGCUGUAAUUUCAUUUUAUCUCAAAACUGACAGCAGUUUACAGCUGAUGAAUGUUACACAUCUUAGUAGACUAGCUUAUCCAUUUGGGGAGAGGGGAGGGGUCUUGGUUUAAGAAAAAAAAAUAAUCAAAAAAGAAAAAAAGUCAACCUGAAAGGUGUUGACAUUUGUAGUGUACUACCGUAUCCAUUUAAACUUGAAUCUUGAGGCAAGUGCUAGGCAAUGGCCAAACAAAUAUCUCCCAUCCGUCGUGGGAAAACCACCACCCUGAAAGCACACGAUGCUUAUGAGAUUUCUGUCAUCUUGGAUUCACAAGUGUUUUCUGAAUAUGAACCACUGCCUCCGCAAAAAAGAAAAAAAAACAAAAAAAAAUGCUGGGACAUGAUGCAAAGACUUUUCUUCAGGCUCUGCUCUAUUUCCACUGAAUUAGACUGACUUUGAAGGCUAAUUGAAUGUUCUUGACAUUUAUAUCCGAAAGAGGCUUAUUCACAGUGGUGCUAAUGGUUUUAAACCAGACAAUGUGCCCUUAUCUCUGAGAGAUACUGGAUACUGUCACAGUGACCACAAAGUUAGUCUCCCGGCCCAUGAAGGGACUCUCGCUAACAUUUGCUAUUUAUAGUUCCGGCCUCGCUUCUUUCAGGAUAGAACGAAGAUCAGUUCAUGUUCACAAAUCUGAACUCUCCAAGGUGACAGAAAUAGCACGAGUUCAACUGUACUGUCGUGUUUUCGGGUGACUUUCCCCCCUUCAGUCCAAACCAUUGCCAUCUCACCCAUGCUCAUUACUAAAUAUAUACAUACAAUUGCAAUAUAUAUAUAUGUGUAUAGAUGAAUAUAUAUUUGCAAUUUACACUCAUUUGAACUUGUCUGAAUAAUAUUAGACUGGAGACCUCAGCUGUAUACAGAAAAUCCCUCACGCAGCUACACCCAGGUUCAUAUAGUGGAUUUGUCAUUAUUAGUGUACCAACACGAGAGUUCAUUCCUGGCGUGUUGUCGAGUUUGAAGCAGACCGCAUGGCCAUGAGGGGAGCCUGGAAGCUCUUCAGACUGCAUGGACGGCAGUGUGAGGCUCUGCUGUGCUUCCAUGUUUCUGCGGGCUGAGCACAGAGCUCUCUUCACUGCUGUCUGCCCAUUCCUAACACUUGCCCCUUUUUUUUUAUGUUAACCGACUUUUUAUGGCGAGAGACAGACAGACUUGACUGACAUCUGAAAGCAUCUUUCAGGUUAUCAUAUGGCUUGCUUAAGCCCUGUUGUAAAAUAUACUAAAAAUAAUAACGCUAAUAAUAAAUGGAUGGGGGUCUCUCACAUAUCAAAUGUGGAAAGUCUAAUUUUAUAUUUGUAUUUUCAAAUAAUAAUAUUGACAAAAAAUGUCUGUGAAAGGUUUCCAUCCUCUACUGUGGUCCAGAAAUUGAUGUGUCUGUCUGGAAAAUAAAUAAAAUAAACUGAAUUGUUAUAUUA
Amphiprion ocellaris (clown anemonefish) is the source of this 7152-nucleotide messenger RNA. It is a transcript of the gene msi2b, whose product is annotated as musashi RNA-binding protein 2b. Gene Ontology annotation, molecular function: RNA binding. The record is from RefSeq and is a predicted model, not a curated record. Lineage: Eukaryota; Metazoa; Chordata; Actinopteri; Pomacentridae. Bases 140 to 1363 code for a protein of 407 amino acids. Gene Ontology annotation, cellular component: cytoplasm. The transcript is spliced from 15 exons.